GUAAAUAUGGGGGAAGAAGAUGACGUAAUUGCCUCACACUCUCAACUUCAUGUUAAACCCUUCUCCGAUCUUGUUUCAGGAGAAGAAAUCAAUGACAGCCCGAUAGAAGAGGUGAGGCUAACAGUCCCAAUAACAGACGAUACAACAUUACCAUGCUUAACAUUCAGAACAUGGGUACUUGGUAUAGCCUCCUGCAUCAUCCUGUCAUACGCGAACAAAUUCUUCGGCUUCAGGGCAAAUCCUCUAUUUGUAUCUUCAGUCACAGCUCAAAUUGCCGUGGUACCAAUAGGGAAAUUAAUGGCUGCAACAUUACCUACAAGACAAUACACCGUACCCUUCACAAGUUGGUCUUUUACGUUAAACCCGGGCCCUUUUAACCUAAAAGAAAAUGUGUUGAUAACUAUGUUUGCGAGUUGUGGUUCUGGUGGUGUUUAUGCUGAUCAUAUCAUCAUUUCCGUUAAAGCUUAUUAUCAUCAAGGUUUAAAGUUCGCUGCUGCCUUUUUCCUUGUUCUAACUCUGAAGUCAAUCUUCAGUAAUACUUGUAUUCCAGAAGCACUGCCUUCAGUUGGCCCUGUGUUUCGGAUUCCCAUUUUAAAGAAGUGA
This is a messenger RNA of Chenopodium quinoa (quinoa), 603 nucleotides long. Its product is annotated as oligopeptide transporter 1-like. The transcript is spliced from 3 exons. The coding region runs from base 7 to 603 and encodes 198 amino acids. Lineage: Eukaryota; Viridiplantae; Streptophyta; Magnoliopsida; Caryophyllales; Amaranthaceae. Gene Ontology annotation, molecular function: oligopeptide transmembrane transporter activity. The record is from RefSeq and is a predicted model, not a curated record. Gene Ontology annotation, biological process: transmembrane transport.